CAGCAUAUUUUUCUUCACAUGUCAAGCUUGUCGCUUCGUGAAGUCAAGCUUUGUCUUCUUGGCGAUGCUGGCGUCGGCAAGUCGAGUCUCGUGCUGCGGUUUGUCGCAGACUCGUUCAACGAAAACUCGGAAAGCACAAUUGGCGCUUCGUUCAUGUCCAAGACGCUCAUUGUUGAGGACCAGACAUUCAAAUACCAAAUCUGGGACACGGCAGGCCAGGAGAAGUACCGUGGAUUGGCCCCGAUGUACUACCGAAAUGCGGCGGCAGCAAUCAUCGUGUACGAAAUCACGCGCAAGCAGAGCUUUGAGGCGCUCAAGCACUGGGUCAAGGAGCUCCGCCAGUUCGGGCCCUCCAACAUCAUCCUGGCUAUUGCAGGCAACAAGUCGGAUCUCGAGUCACAGCGCCAAGUCUCCAGCGACGAGGCCAAGGAGUACGCCGACUCGAUUGACGCCCUCUUUGUCGAAACCAGUGCCCUCACGGCCGACAACGUCAGCUAUUUGUUUGAAGCACUAAGUAAACGACUCCCACAAGAAUCAAUCGCACAACCAAAGCCGGCUUCGACGGUGCAACUCGUUGACGAGACGCCCAACAAGCCAAAGAAUGAAAAGUGUGGAGCGUGCUAGAUCAGAAUUCGGAACGUUGGCGCAGCUUGUUCCCCAGAGCAUGUUUUUUUGUUUGUGAUUCUGUUUGUAUUGAGCGAGUCUCGCUUGGUAUAUUCUUUUGUUAGCAUGCAAUCUAUAUCAGCAUUUGCCAGUGCAGUGUCGCUUCACGCUCCAUGAAAAUGCUUGAAC
This is a messenger RNA of Capsaspora owczarzaki ATCC 30864, 792 nucleotides long. Its product is annotated as Rab31 protein. NCBI's taxonomy places the organism in Eukaryota, Filasterea, Ministeriida, Capsasporidae. The coding region runs from base 19 to 624 and encodes 201 amino acids. The record is from RefSeq and is a predicted model, not a curated record. Gene Ontology annotation, molecular function: GTPase activity; GTP binding. The transcript is spliced from 5 exons.